Molecule: messenger RNA, 1461 nt
Organism: Armigeres subalbatus
Lineage: Eukaryota; Metazoa; Arthropoda; Insecta; Diptera; Culicidae
Exons: 3
Coding region: 72-1397 (441 amino acids)
Source: RefSeq, a predicted model, not a curated record
UCAGCGUCGUGUUACGUACACUAAUCUCUAUCAUUCGUUUAGCUCCCUAAUGAAUCGUAAGAACAUGAAAGAUGAAUGUGUUUGUUAAAGAUAGUGAAGAUAUUGGGCAAGGUCAAACAAUGAACUACUUCAGAGAACUGAUCAGCAAAGACGAAUGUGAACUAAUUGUUCGAAACGCUUUGAAAUCAAGCGAUGCUUUGGUGAUCGAGUAUAAUAUUUCGAAAAUACCAGGACACAUAGGUUUUCUGGGAGAAUAUCUUCGACUAAAAGUGCUAGUAGAGAGAAAUGGCGUUCAGUCGCGAGAGCGCUAUUUCCUCAAGUCGCUACCCAUCGCAGAUAAGAAUCAACGAUCCAUGAUGGAGAGUUUGGGAUUUUUCCGCAAAGAGGUUGGCGUUUAUUCGCAGAUACUAAACGCCUUUGGUCACAAUGCGACGCCGUCCAAAUGGCGACCAAACUGCUACCUGACUCGCAACGAUCUUAUCGUUCUGGAGGACCUGACCUGGCAACAGGGAUUCAGCAUGCUAGACACCCGAAUGGCACUGCGGCAAAGUCAUCUGCAUUUGGUGCUGGAUGCGUUAUCCCAAAUGCAUGGACUGUCUUUGAACUACGAAUACAAUUGCGUCAGCGGUCAGCGUUUGGACGAGCUGCACGCGGAUGUGCUCUUCGAGACGAGUGUUAUUCGAGAUAACAGUUGGUUUAUGGCCGGUUUAAGUGGUAUUAAAGCAAUUGCACUAAAUGGAACCAAGUAUUGCAGAGAUCCUGCUAAAAAGCAAAUAAUGGAACAACUGAUGGAUAGCAAAUUGAAUCAAGUAUUCGAAGUCAUAAAGCCAACAUAUGAUUUCCAAAGCGUUCUAAUCCACCGCGAUAUUUGGCUUAACAAUUUGAUGUUUCAAUUAGAAACAAAUUCCACUACUGAUGAAGAUAAUUUGAAUUCACCCAAAAGUUGUAUUCUUUUGGAUUUCCAAAUCUGUCGCUACCUGCCACCAAUCAUAGAUUUCUUACUGACGCUCUACCUCACAACUAGACGAUCGCAUAGAGAUGAUUUUUUCCAGGAAUAUUUGAAUUUCUACUAUGAACGUCUGUCUAACAAAAUGCGAGGAUUCAAUUUGGAUCCGGAUACAAUUUUAAGUCGUAGCCAGCUGGAUCGUAGCAUAGGGCACUACAAGAUUAUUGGACAUGUUUUUGCAGGGGUUUAUCUGGCCCUAACGAAUCUGCCGGCGAAUGUAUUGGACCAGUUGCAUCGGGACGAUCCGGAUUUAUAUCACCAAUAUUGCAACGGCAAUCGAGAUGAAUUCUUGCUGAAAUAUCUACGCGAUGAUGAAUUCUAUCGCGAAACAAUGACCGAAUGCGUUGAGGAAACAGUUGAGUUUUUCUUCGGAUUUGAGAAAGAAGGCUGACGUGGAAAAUACUUGCUUUGAAAAACUGUAAAAUAAAAAACGUUCAUUACAUAAGGCAUAAAAA